Molecule: messenger RNA, 1830 nt
Organism: Anolis sagrei ordinatus
Lineage: Eukaryota; Metazoa; Chordata; Lepidosauria; Squamata; Anolidae
Gene: SLC25A48
Product: solute carrier family 25 member 48
Biological process (GO): transmembrane transport
Cellular component (GO): mitochondrion
Molecular function (GO): transmembrane transporter activity
Source: RefSeq, a predicted model, not a curated record
GAGCAUGAUGUCAUUAUGCGUUUUGAAGGCACUUUUGAAAGAGAGAGAGAGAGAGAGAAGGUGCAAGAGCUGUUUCAGUUUUGAAGCUUUUGAAAGUUGUCAAAGAAGCAAACUACUACUCUGCAGUCACUCUGGGACACUGUGGGAUGUGGAAAAAACAGAGUGAAAGAGACAAAUUCAGAUUCUCUUGUGUUGCUUUGCUUGGUGCUGAAGGAGCUGAAUGUGAUCUGCAACCUGCCCAAGAAUAAAGAACUGCUUGAAAUAACAAUAGCAAUCACAAUAAUAUGGGCAGCCUUCAGUUGGAUGAUUUUGUAGCUGGAUGGGUAGGAGGAGCUGCAGCUGUAAUUGUGGGACAUCCUCUGGAUACAGUAAAGACUCGUUUACAAGCUGGACAAGGCUAUGGCACCACCUUUAACUGCGUCCUCACUGUGUACAAAAAUGAAUCUAUUACUGGGUUCUUCAAAGGAAUGUCUUUCCCACUAGUUAGCAUUGCUAUCUACAAUUCAGUGGUAUUUGGCGUCUUCAGCAAUAUCCAAAGGCUCAUUAGCCAAUAUCGCUAUGCAAAUCCUAAUCAUCCACCAGCACUUGCAGACCUGGCUUUAGCAAGCAUGGCAACUGGAGCAGUUUCAGUAGGAAUUGGUGGACCAGUUGACUUGGUAAAGAUAAGACUACAGAUGCAGACUCAAACAUUUCUUGCAGCCAACCUAGGGUUGAAGCAGAGGACAACGGGAUUCUCAGUACAGACUGCCUACAGAGGUCCAGUUCACUGUGUUGGCUCUAUCCUCCGACAAGAGGGUUUAGCGGGAUUAUACCGAGGUUCUUCUGCAAUGAUUCUGCGUGACAUUCCUGGAUAUUGCCUUUACUUCAUCCCUUACACAUUUCUUUGCGGAUGGAUCACGCCAGAGGGAUCCCAUUCUCCUAGUCCCUUUUCUGUAUGGAUGGCUGGAGGCAUUGCAGGAGCAAUAUCUUGGGGAACUGCUACUCCUAUGGAUGUUGUGAAGAGUCGACUUCAAGCAGAUGGGGUUUAUUUAAACAAAUAUAGAGGAGUCAUUGACUGUAUCUCUCAAAGCUACCACGAUGAGGGUCUAAAAGUCUUUUUCAGAGGCUUUACAGUGAAUGCUGUGCGUGGAUUCCCAAUGAGUGCGGCCAUGUUUCUUGGAUAUGAACUUUCACUCAGAGCCCUCCGAGAGCAAGCAGAGGCAAAUCCUUGACUGCCAGGAGUCGUCUGCUCCUUAUCAUUACUACUUCCUGAGCCAAUUUCCCAAUCAAUGCAGAAUGUGGAAACUGCCUUGAAAAAAACCCCAUCAUGCCAGAGAAUUUUCUAUUUGUGAACAGUAAUGGCUGAUCCAACAUAUGAAAGACUGAAGUGUUGGCAAAUCAAUUCAAUUCUGAGGUAAAGGCUGCAAUCAAAAAAUUCCUCCAAACUUUUCAACUGUACAACCUGAGGACGAGACACUCACUUUCUAUCAUCAUCUAUAAGUUGUUAAUUGGGGUCCUGUACCUAGAACAACACAAGGAAAUAGCUUCUAAUACAUUGCAACCAUCUUCUUGUCCCUUGUUUUUAUGAUUAGAUGUCUUGUGAAUUGGAAUACAAGAACGAACUGUAUAAUGUCUUCAAGGCAUCAAGUGCUUAAAUGGCAGUUUAAUCUAUUGAUUUUUGCAUAUCACAAGUGUAUCCCAAUGUAUCAUUGUUUUUUCCCCACACGGUUGCUAUUCCCUAAUUCAAUGUAUGCAUGUUUUUAAUGGAGAAUGGCUUGUUACACUGAAUGAUAAACAAAAUGUAAGAAGAUAUCUGUAAAUUAAUAAAGGAAAAUAAUUAUUUAUAAGCAA